Messenger RNA from Exserohilum turcica Et28A, 825 nucleotides. RefSeq lists its product as uncharacterized. The record is from RefSeq and is a predicted model, not a curated record. The annotation marks the transcript as partial. Lineage: Eukaryota; Fungi; Ascomycota; Dothideomycetes; Pleosporales; Pleosporaceae. Gene Ontology annotation, cellular component: cytoplasm; nucleus. The transcript has 2 exons.
AUGAGGGUCCUUUGUCUCCAUGGAGUUGGCAGCUCUGCCACCAUUCUUGAAACUCAACUACGACCCUUUCUCCAGGCCGUAGAUUCGUCCUAUGAGUUUAUCUUUGCGGAUGGCCCUAUCCCAUCUCCAAGGGGACCAGGCGUGAGUGCUGAUAUCGAUGGCCCAUUCUUUUCGCAUACCGCUGGCUACUCAGCCGAGGACAUGGCGGAUGCAUUUAGCCACCUUGAAGACACCAUCGACGAGCUGGGACCUUUCGAUGGUGUCCUUGGGUUCAGCCAGGGAGGAGCUCUUCUUACUUCGUACAUGCAUCGGCAGCAGGAACUGCGGAAUGCGGUACCAUUCGGCUUCGCCUUGAUUCUGUCUUCAGUACUUCCCUGCUCCGCGAAUCCGACAUACCUGCAAGGAGUCUUCGACAAGCUCAGCGACCGACGGCUACUCACCAUGGGGCCCGCUGCCCUUGCCAAAACCCUCUCAGGUGAAGAGCGCAUCUUCCUCAAUCUCUUGAUGCAUACUAUCAUUCUGGCCAAGGAGAAUCGCGCCAUGCUUCCAGAAAUCGAUCUGAAUGCCUAUACCGACGCCCAUGGUCGCGAUGCGCCGAGGAUCAUGCAUUCACAGCUGACGAAGGAGCGCAUCCACAUCCCAACUAUCCACGUGACGGGUAAGCGCGACUAUGACUUUAUGCGCAACAUGUCAGAGGCUGCUUUCAGCUUGUUUGACGAGAGAAUGGUGAAGAAGCUGCAACACUCAGGCAGCCACCAUCCGCCUAUGAAGCCGGUUGAGGUUCAGUCGUUGAUCAGAGCCAUGGACUGGGCCGUCAAACAGUCG